This is a messenger RNA of Schistosoma intercalatum, 417 nucleotides long. NCBI's taxonomy places the organism in Eukaryota, Metazoa, Platyhelminthes, Trematoda, Strigeidida, Schistosomatidae. The record is from the annotation of a GenBank genome assembly.
GCUAGUCAAGGUCGCACAUGACAUCGUUGUUCAAAUCAUGUAGUCUUCUGAUUGGAUAGACUAUUUACUAUAUAAACUGAUUUUCAAUCGUCGCUAUUUGCGAUUUGUUCUCUAACACUCAGCACCAGCCGAGUCAUGCUGUCUAUGGAGGAAAUCAGAGCACUUUUUGAUUAUGCAGAUACCGACAAAUCGGGGAAACUUUCCUCGAAAGAAGUAAAGAGGUUAUUAGAAUUAGGAUCUAGUCGCAAUCUGUCAGAAAGUGUUGUACAAAAAUUUAUGGACAAAUACGAUCAGGAUGGUGAUGAAGAGUGGAGCAUUGAUGAACUGGUCCAGUUUUUUUCCUCAUGAGUAAUAUGAUACGCAAAAUGAAUGUAUUGCUUUUUAUUCUUAUAUAAAUUAAAUUCAUGCUUACCAAUA